GCCAGGCCAAGCUGCCCAGAUCCCCCUGAACGUGGCUCCGCAGAUAGGACCCAUAUUUUCAGAUUCAGCAGGUCUCGUGAACACUGGCCCUACCCGAGAUGGACAUUGAGUAACCGCGAGGCGGCGUCGAUCAAUGGAUGAAUCAAGAAGUGACCCGGGGAAAUUCUUGUGUGAUGACUACUCAUAGUCUAUAUAUAUGACUUUGGAUUGAGUGGGGGUUGAAGUGAGAAGGAAUCAUCGCUGGAACAAUAAGCGAUGCGCUGAGGAGCUUCACUAUCAAAUCACCUCCUUUCCACACAUCAACCACCCCGGAAGCUUUUGUGAAACCGCCUUCAGAUUCGUUGACAAGUCACCCGGUUUCAUGGGAACACUGAGUGAACCCCAUCACGGUUCCUAGUCUCGUCUCAUAGAUACGCCUUCCUGUGUGGUCUCUUAGUGCCCUGUUUUUCCACACGAUGCUGAGAUGGUAUCAAGCCCGCCUAGCGGCGCGGCCCCUUCUCACACAGGCCGUCACGACCUCGGUGCUCUUCGCGAUUGGCGACGUGACGGCCCAGCAGCUCGUUGAUAAGAAGGGCAUCGAGAAACACGACAUGGCUCGCACGGGGCGAAUGGCCCUUUACGGCGGCGUGGUCUUCGGCCCCGCGGCAGCAACAUGGUUCAAGAUCCUCGCACGGCACGUCAACCUAGGCUCGGCCAACACGACGAUUCUGGCACGCGUGGCCUGCGACCAGGGCGUCUUUGCGCCGACCUUCAUCGGCGUGUUUCUGAGCAGCAUGGCCCUGCUGGAGGGCACGUCACCCAAGGAAAAGCUCGCCAAGAGCUACAAGGACGCGCUCACCACGAACUGGAUGGUGUGGCCAUUUGUGCAGCUGGUCAAUUUCAAGCUCGUGCCGCUGCAGCACCGGCUGCUGUUUGUGAACGUUAUUAGUAUCGGGUGGAAUAGCUAUCUGAGUUACUUGAACAGCGCAUGAGGGACCAUAGCGGCGGCUUGGCCCGGCGGCGGCGCGAGGAAUGGGGCGAGGAAGAGGGCAAGGAAGGCUUGGUGUGAAUUGCAGGAGGUUUGGUAACAUAUAGAAAGCCGGCGUUCUGGUGCCUGAGCGAAAUGGUUGGACGUUUUUUGCGUGCUAACCUCUCAACGGCGUUGCUUUCGAUGCGGAUAGAGGUAGAACUGAGUGGGAUGCCAUUGCUCGAACCCUAUUUACUUUGCUUUGCUGUGAUUUCGAAGCAAUCCCACAUUCAGCGCUUUCUGGGAAGAUCACAUCGUUGGGCUCC
Chaetomium strumarium is the source of this 1272-nucleotide messenger RNA. RefSeq lists its product as uncharacterized. Lineage: Eukaryota; Fungi; Ascomycota; Sordariomycetes; Sordariales; Chaetomiaceae. The record is from RefSeq and is a predicted model, not a curated record. The transcript is spliced from 3 exons. Bases 456 to 971 code for a protein of 171 amino acids. Gene Ontology annotation, cellular component: cytoplasm; membrane; mitochondrion.